This is a messenger RNA of Aspergillus clavatus NRRL 1, 990 nucleotides long. RefSeq names its product protoglobin family protein. Gene Ontology annotation, molecular function: oxygen binding; heme binding. The transcript is spliced from 3 exons. The coding region runs from base 1 to 990 and encodes 329 amino acids. NCBI's taxonomy places the organism in Eukaryota, Fungi, Ascomycota, Eurotiomycetes, Eurotiales, Aspergillaceae. The record is from RefSeq and is a predicted model, not a curated record.
AUGCCCUUUUCCGAUCACAUCCCGAAUAUCCAACAUGCGCGACGCAAAGAUCUGUACACGAGCUUCCCAAAACGCAUGGCGUACAUCCAGGCGUUUAUAAAUUUCACUCGAGAUGACAUUACAACCUUCAACAAGGGCGCGAGAUACCUCAAAGCCGCCAUCCCAGGCCUGACACAUCGCCUCUACGAGAAAAUGCUCGAGUUCGACAUCACGGCGCGCGCCCUGCGUACGCGAAGUACAAGCUCCGAGGUCCAGGUCGACGAUUACUUUACCAUCGAUAGCCCGCAUGUCCAACGGCGCAAGAUCUUCUGGAAGUGGUAUUUGACGCGCUUCUUCUCGGACCCCAGCCAGAUCGAGUACUGGCAGUACCUGGAGAAAGUCGGGACGAUGCACACGGGGAAAAUCUUAUUGCACCCUUUGACGAUCGAGUAUAUCCACAUGAAUGCCUGUCUCGGGUACUUGAAAGAGCUGCUUCUCGAGACGAUUUUCCUGCAUGAGGAGAUGACCGUCGCCUUCAAGUUCGCAUUGGUCCGCUCUCUCAGCAAGAUCCUCUGUAUCCAGAACGAUCUGAUCGCCAGGUGUCACAUCCGCGACGGCGAGGAAUAUCUGGAAGAGUUUUCGAACGGGGAAGAGAUACCCAAGCCCGAACCCGCGGUUUCUGAGAGGGAGGAGGUCGCCUCGGCCGUCUCCGACCAGAAAAGCGUCUCGCAUCUGUCCAUUCGCAGCUCCAACAACUCCCGGCCGGCAUCUGCGGACGACACACCGGCUUCCCCGAUGAGUUUCGGGCGCGUGAGCUCCACCACUACUACCACCGCUUCCUCCGAUACGGCCUCCAUCUCUAGUAGUUCCCGGGUGCCACUCAAGAACCCCGGGGUGAUCCCAGUCUUCGUGUCGCCGUUCAAAGCGGAGCACUCGCAGACAUACGAGACGAAGAUCUGGUCGAGUGGGAAAGGGGGGAAAUCGAAAGGCCUCGGAUACCGAACGCAAUGA